AUGCCCGCGGUCGACUUUCGCGACGCCUGCCUCGACAGCGAUUCCUCCGGAGACCUUGUUCCCGAGUCAGCGCCCGAGGCAGACGACGACGUUGAGCUGGUGCCGGUGCUUGUCCUGGAGUGGCCAGCGGCUACGCUCCUCUUCAUCUGUUCUGUGUAUGCUCUGAUCCUCUGUGGCGAUGGCGGCCCAUCCAUGGCAGGCUCCAUGGUUAACGUAGGGGAUACGCGCGCCGGGAAAUCCGUCAUCGAGGAUGUUGAUAUCGAGCCAGCAGGACUUCUAAUGGGUUUGUUGCUCUCCCCAAAGUGGGAGGUCGUGUGGAGAGACAUUUUCGUCGACUGA
Pseudogymnoascus verrucosus is the source of this 339-nucleotide messenger RNA. RefSeq lists its product as uncharacterized. The transcript has a single exon. NCBI's taxonomy places the organism in Eukaryota, Fungi, Ascomycota, Leotiomycetes, Thelebolales, Thelebolaceae. Bases 1 to 339 code for a protein of 112 amino acids. The record is from RefSeq and is a predicted model, not a curated record.